AUGUUCACUGCUGUAGAACGAGGAUAUUUUGUGUCUAUCGGUGAUGUGCUUGCUAAGAGGGCUGAGCUGCUGAUUAAGAUACCUGAGAACAUGAACGCCUAUGAAAGUACGAAAAAGUUUCCUCAGGAGAUGUCGUUGAUCAAUCAGUUGGGGGAACGGGUGUCGAGCGGCUGCGCGAUCGUGUUAGCGUUAGUUAAAAAGGACAAGCUGUUCAUAGCUAACGUUGGUUGCGGGAACGAACUAGUGGUUCAACAGCUGUCAGUCGACCACGACAUCGACAAUCCGGAUGAAGUCAUGCGUUUGACAAAGCUGGGUCUGAAUCUGGACGCCAUCCGGCACUUCAGCCACACCACGCGUUGUCUGGGCGAUUUUCCCAGAAAAGGUGGCUACAAGGAUUUCGAGCUGCUCAGCUGUGCGAAAUCGGAACCGGUCAUCAGCGACCCCGCUUUCAGCAGCGGGAUAACGAUCGGCAAGUCGUUCUGCUUCUUGCUGCUCAUGUCAUCCGGCGUGUACCUGAAUUUGGAAAAUGCUACCGGCACCAUGCAGGUCAACGAAGACAUCGCGUACAUGGUUGCGCGCGAGUUCUGUCGGCAGUCUACCGAAACCUCAGUCGCCCAGGCGGUGUUAGAUGAAAUUGGCCGUAUACAUCAGAAUGCGUUUUUAAACGUGGAGAUGCGCAGUCCGUUUUGCCAUAAACGCGAAGAUAUGACUCUUUUGGUGCGGCGUUUCGAUGGGGAGUUCAGUAGCAGCGACAGCGGCGGCUUUCUACCAAGAAGAUGCCAGACUUACAGUGAUGUCCUGCAGAACGUAAACACGCUGACGCCAUCAACCGAUUUAUCGUUCGACUCGUCAAAUAGCGAGGAGUACGAGUUACCGUUGAACGAAAACGGUGACCUUGAACCUUAUGUUGAUUUCUCUGAUUACUAUUCGACUGCGUCGACAAACACAGAACAGAUUAAGGCUUUGGAAGAGGCCAUGAAGGAUCUAUGA
Messenger RNA from Soboliphyme baturini, 990 nucleotides. The record is from the annotation of a GenBank genome assembly. Lineage: Eukaryota; Metazoa; Nematoda; Enoplea; Dioctophymatida; Soboliphymatidae.